Salvia miltiorrhiza (redroot sage) is the source of this 1316-nucleotide messenger RNA. RefSeq lists its product as uncharacterized. The coding region runs from base 315 to 926 and encodes 203 amino acids. The record is from RefSeq and is a predicted model, not a curated record. The transcript has 2 exons. Lineage: Eukaryota; Viridiplantae; Streptophyta; Magnoliopsida; Lamiales; Lamiaceae.
GGAAUCAAUGGCCUUCGCCUCUCAUUUCGUCUCUUCAAACCUACUUCUUCUGCUCCUUCCUUUCCUAUCGCCUCCAUCCAAAUCCAUUUACACCUCAACAGAUUCAAUAAUCCGUUAAUUCUUCCUUCCCACACCGCACAGAGCUCGCGCCGCCACCUCUACGGCGGCCCGAGGCGGUUCCCCACCCACCUCCCGCCGCGGCCGCCGCCAACACCACGCUAGAAAUAGCUAAUCGAUCGGUUUUAGUAAAUUUUUCGAAUUUCUGAAAACUUUUUCCUGAUUCUCAUACCUACAUUCGGCGUUUUCGUUCUGGAAUGGGAGAUCCGCGAAACUCAUACGACUACUGCGCAGCAGCCGAGCCGCCUCCGUCGUCCGCGUCGUCGUCGUCCCAGUCGUACGUCUCCGAGGGCGAGGACGCGCCGCCGCUGUGGACGAAGAAGCGCACGCUGACGAAGCAGCUGUCGAUGCGCGAGGUGCCGCGCAACAUCGCGUGGGAGCGGCGGCGGCGGCAGGUCCAGCAGCAGGAGCGGCGGAAGAGCGAGGAGGAUCUGACGGACGAGGAUCUGAACGAGCUCAAGGGCUGCAUCGAGCUCGGGUUCGGGUUCAACGCGGAGGAAGGGCAGAGGCUGUGCACCACCAUCCCCGCGCUCGAUCUGUACUUCGCCGUGAACCGCCAGUUUCUGACGAGCCCCCUCACCAGCCCCGGCAGCACCGCCCCCACGCGGCCGCCCCCCGCUCCGGCCCCCGCCCCCGCCCCCGCGCCUCUGCCGCCCACCACAUUAAGCAUCCGAUCAUGCUCUUUCGGAGAUUCCGAUUCCUGGAAGAUUUUGAACAAAGGCGAUGAUCCCCAACAAGUGAAGACGAAGUUGAGGCAUUGGGCACAAGCGGUAGCAUGUUCAGUAAUGCAGUCCCCUGUCCCCCAUUAGAGGCGGUGGCAUGGAUUAGACUAGCUAGGCAUAGACAGAGGCGAUGGCAGGCUUAAUCCUCCUCCGCCGCCGCCGCCGCCGUGGUUCCGGUGCCACUCAUCAACUCGGAAUUUUAGGGAUUCAUCAGCCUACAAGCUCGAUCGCCAUUAACGCUAGAGAUUCGAGAUAGUAAGUAUUUCCUUGAACAUGCUAGAAUUUGAUUUUCUUUUUUUUAUUUCGAUUUUACAGAUAGACGAAAAUGUUCAUACACAAGUUUAUAGUCUCGAUCGAUUUGUUUUUCGAAUACUUGAAAUUACUUGUAUUUGGAUUCAAAUCGGAAUCCUGCAAUGUAUUUAUAAUUUUAUUAAUGUUUUAAUCCAUAUAUGAAUAUUGAUCUAACAAUUCACAAAA